UAACAUGUAUGCUGCAAUGAAUCCUCAGUGGCCUGGUAACCAAAUGGAUGGCAUGGGAAUGCCUCCGAAUACAAUGCAAGCUUCUACUACACUUCCUGUUAGCUCAGGCAUGGAUAUGAUGCCUAGUACAAGUGCUGGUAUUAAUCCUUAUGCAGCCUAUAUGCCCAUGACAGGUGAUAUGUAUGGUAUGAUGGGAAACUAUUUACCAUAUCCUAUGUAUCCCCCAGACAACUCUAUGAUGAUUCCUCCAGUAAAGGAAACUAUCACUUUAUCCUCUUGUGUUCUUUAUCCUCCUCAUCCAGGGCAACAUAUUAAGACAAGAGAAAGACACCCAGGUUGUAAAACUGUGUUUGUUGGAGGCUUACCGGAAAAAAUUUCCGAAGAAAUAGUCCGUGAGAUCUUUAGUAGAUGUGGUGAAAUAAGUACUGUUCGAAUGAGUAAAAAGAAUUUUUGCCAUGUGCGGUUUAUUGCAGAAGCUUAUGUAGAUGAGGCAAUGAUGUUAUCUGGCUAUAGAUUAAAAAUUGAAAAUAAAGACGAAAGCGCUUAUUCUGGAAGGCUUCAUGUUGAUUUUGCUAAAGCAAGAGAUGAUGAGUAUGAAUGGGAGUGUUUGCAACGGGCAUUACGAAGAGAAGCUCGUCAUCCAGGAACAAUGGAACAAGAAGCUUCAAGACCUCGAACGCCACCACCUUUUGUUCAUCAUUCUUAGCAUGAAGCAAAUUUGUUAACUGAUAAAUUUAAGAGCACAGAACAUUUCAAAUCUGCUGAUAAACUUACUAUUACUCAACAUGAGCUGUGUUUAAUUGCAGCACUCUUGAAUUUCCAUCCCUUUGGAGCUAGUAUUGAUUACAUAUGAUCGCAUUUAAUCAAGAUUGAUUCAAAUGUAAAUGUUGGCUAUAUAGAAAGUUUAUUGAAGAGGUUUCCUUAUUUAUUCAAAAAAUGCACUUUUGGAAUUGGAUCGACUUCGUGAUUGAUUAGCAUGCCAGCCACUGAUUCAAUGAUUGCUGAUGGUUUAAUUCCCCAUUUAGCUGCCAGCAAAGUAUUGAUUUUUUUGAACUGAGCAUCUGUAAUACGUCAGACACACUUAAUUAUUCUUUCUUUAACAGUUCG
Parasteatoda tepidariorum (common house spider) is the source of this 1107-nucleotide messenger RNA. RefSeq lists its product as uncharacterized. The record is from RefSeq and is a predicted model, not a curated record. NCBI's taxonomy places the organism in Eukaryota, Metazoa, Arthropoda, Arachnida, Araneae, Theridiidae.